AUGCUGACAAGUCUUGCAGAUCUCGACCCAAUCGAACCCAGACGCCGCGUCUGGACCAAAAAAGACUUCAUCUUCUACUGGAUGUCCGACCAAUUCAUCACCCCCGUCUGGCUCAUCGGCUCGACCCUCGCCGGCCUCGGUUUCACCAUGCGCGAAGCCAUUCCGCUCACGUUCUUCGGGUUCUUGUUGACCGGGUGUGUGCUUUAUUUGAAUGGUUUCGUCGGAGCGUAUUACCGAACGCCGUUCCCCGUUUAUGCGAGGACGAGUUGGGGGUAUUAUGGAGCGUAUUUUCCGAUUGUUUGCAGGACGAUCUUGGCGUUGUUUUGGCUUGCCAUCUUGACUUACCAAUGCGGAGUCAUCGUCGAACAAAUGCUCAUCGCGAUCUGGCCCUCCUUCCGCCACUUCCCCAACCACUUCCCCGAAUCCGCCGGCGUAACAUCCGCCGGCCUCAUCGGAAUCAUGGUCUACUGGGCAAUCCAAACCCCAAUCUCCCUCAUCCCCGUCCACAAACUCAAAUACUUCUUUCUCCUCAAGACAAUCAUCUCGCCCAUCACCUUCAUCGCAAUGGGUAUCUGGGGUCUCUCGCAGGCACCCACGGGACCUUUGAUCGAUGGACCCGUGAGGAUGACGAGCAUGAGCAAGGGCUUGGCUGUUUGUACGGGGUUGAACGCCGUUAACUCCCUCUGGGCAACAUUCUCCGUCAAUGUCAGCGACUUCUCACGUUUCUCCAAAGAGAACAAGUUCCAAUGGUGGCAAGGUCUCGUCUUCGCCGUCUCCGGAACCGUUCCCGUCAUCUGUGCCAUGGCAACCGCGAACGCCUGCGAAGUCGUCUACGGCUCAACCGUCUUCGCACCAAACGACGUCCUUGCCCUCUGGGGUAACCGCGGUGCUGUCUUUUUCUGCGGGUUUGGAUGGUUGAUCGCCUCCGUCGCUGGUAAUAUCUCGGCGAACGCCAUCUCGUUCGCGACGGAUUUCACGGCGUUGUUCCCCACGUACUUCAACAUUCGCCGUGCGUGUCUCGCCGGAGGUGUUAUCUCCAUCCUGAUGUGUCCAUGGAAAAUCGUGGCGAACGCGACCCAAUUCGUCAACUUCCUCGGUGCGUACGGGUGUUAUAUGGGUCCCAUCGCAGGCGUCAUGAUCGCCGAUUUCUGGAUCGUGAGAAAGAAGGUGCUCGAUAUUCGGGAGGUCUACAACGCAUCCCCGAGUGGUGCGUAUUGGUUCGAUUACGGCGUUAACUGGCGUGCGGUUGUCGCGUUCUUCAUCGGGUGGGGUCCCAACAUCCCGGAUUUCGCACAUGCUAUUAACUCUACCGGAGUUAAGAGCACGAACCCGUACACGUACUCGUUGUCGUGGAUCUUCGGACUCGUCGUGUCUCUCGUGGCAUACACCAUUAUCUCCAAGUUCUUCCCCCCGACCAAGAGUUUGUCAUACUCCGAAGUCCACGUCGACGAUGUUCUGCAAUAUGAUGAGGACGGCAACGUCAUGCAGACUGAGCAUGGUAUCAUUGACGGCGUUGAUAUGCAGUCGAGCGGAAGUAUGGAUAAGGAGGCUGCGAUUGUCAAUGCCAAGUUGGCGAAUGCCUAG
Messenger RNA from Saitoella complicata NRRL Y-17804, 1584 nucleotides. RefSeq lists its product as uncharacterized. Lineage: Eukaryota; Fungi; Ascomycota; Saitoellomycetes; Saitoellales; Saitoellaceae. Gene Ontology annotation, molecular function: nucleobase transmembrane transporter activity. Bases 1 to 1584 code for a protein of 527 amino acids. The record is from RefSeq and is a predicted model, not a curated record. Gene Ontology annotation, biological process: nucleobase transport; transmembrane transport. Gene Ontology annotation, cellular component: plasma membrane. The transcript is spliced from 2 exons.